CGUCGCCGGCUCCCUCCGGGCUCCUCAGAGCCGCCUGCGACCGCGCGCUGCUCUACCGCCGCUGCAGGGCAUGGGGCCGGGCGACCCCCGGGGGCGGGUCCGAGGGCGGGGGCCGCGCGGGCUGCACCGAGCCGCGGAGCCGGGGAGCGGGGGCCGCCCGCCAGCCCUCCCGGCUGCCCGCGGAGCACGCUGCCGCCGCCGCCGAGCCGCGCGGAGCCUCCUCCCUCUGGCCUGCGCGCCGCGUGUGCGCGCCGGAGCGUGUGUGAGUGUGUACGAGGCGGAGUGUAUGUGUGUGUAUGUAUGUCUGUGUGUGUGCGUGAGUGUGUGAGUGUGUGUAUGUGUGUGUGUGCGCCCGGGGCACCGCCGGCGCCGCCCGCCCGCCGCCGAGCGCCACGGCCACUGUCACUGCUGCGCCCACUGCCGGCCGCGCGCUGCACUGCAGCCCUGGACUGGCCGCCGCCGCCCGGAGCCGCCCCGAGGGCACGGCCGCCGCCCCGCACACCCCAAGCGCUCACGAGGCCCCGCCUGGAAGGGCCGCGGAGCUUCACGGCUAGGUUCGUCCAGACUAUGGAAGACGUGACCCACUCGGCCCGUGCGCCACGGGUGGCGGUGGACUCGCAAGCCGCAGGGUCGCCCAGAUGGCCACCUCCUCCGAGGUGCCCUCUUGACUCCGUUCCGAAAGGCGUGGAGAUCCGCCCCGUGUUUUCCGCUCGGUGGCCACUCGAGGGCGUUAGCUCUGGACUCAGAACAGCGGAGGACCAGGGAAGAAGGGUUGAGAUGGUCCGCUGCAGGAACAGAUAGAACUAGAAUCUCCAUCUUCCGUGGAGUACUACGUAUCGCAACCUUUCCCACCUCUUCGAGCUCCGUGAGAAAAGAAAGCAGCUGUUCAGCCCCUAUUCAUUCCUUUCUCGACCCUGUUCUCCUGGUCCUCCCCUUUCCCUUGACCCAGUGUGCCCUUAGUAGAAAUUAAAUCCCCUUCUGUCAACCUUGAGGAUCUCUUGGAGUGCUCUCUGAUAUCUGCUCCCUGUAUCUGUUUAACAUUUUCCAAAUCUGACAAACUCUG
Molecule: messenger RNA, 1063 nt
Organism: Alexandromys fortis (reed vole)
Lineage: Eukaryota; Metazoa; Chordata; Mammalia; Rodentia; Cricetidae
Product: proline-rich protein 36-like
Exons: 2
Coding region: 301-801 (166 amino acids)
Source: RefSeq, a predicted model, not a curated record